Messenger RNA from Erpetoichthys calabaricus (reedfish), 3149 nucleotides. Its product is annotated as oocyte zinc finger protein XlCOF6-like. The record is from RefSeq and is a predicted model, not a curated record. Bases 176 to 2332 code for a protein of 718 amino acids. Lineage: Eukaryota; Metazoa; Chordata; Cladistia; Polypteriformes; Polypteridae. The transcript is spliced from 3 exons.
AGUGCCGGUGGAGUCCAUCACAAGUCUUGUUAAUCGCGUGGCUGCCAGCCGAGUGAGGCACUGAGUCUGAAAAUCGUUACGUCUACAACUUUGGGUCCAUGUACGAAACACCUGUCGGUUUAAUGAGUGAGGAACCGUCGCCAGUCUGGAAACGAACCCGUCUGUAGCAGAAACUAUGGCAGAGAGCCUGGACUGCAUUAAAGAGGAGGAGCGUGAAGAGGUCCCUGUCCAGGUAAAGGAGGAGACAAAAGUAAUCCUUGUCUGCGUGAAGGAGGAGUUAAGUGAGGAAUUGGUCUGUGGCAGAGAGGAAGAACAAUCUGUGCACCUGAGAGCAUUCCCUGAUCGGGAAUGUCAUGGUGGUUUGAAGAUGGAGGACUUGAAAUCAGAAGAAUUGGGUCCAGAAGCGAGCAGUCCGGAUAACCUGAGAUCCUCUCCAUGGGCACUGGAUGAGAAGCCGUCGUCUUCUGUCUUCCUUGUGGAAUCCCAACAAAAGAUCCACCUUCCUGUGGCCUCCUUAGACCCUACUGAGGUUUUAAUUAAACCUGGAUCCUUGCUACCAGAUCAAGACAGAGAGUCAAGGGACAGUCAGGAGAAGACCACCAAUCAAGAAGCUGGGAAUAAUCAGUUGGAAACUUAUGAGUGUUCUGAAUGUGGAAAACAGUUUUCAAGGAAGUACAAUCUUAAGCUGCAUCAGUCCAUUCAUACUGGGGAGAAGCCCUAUUGCUGUCCUCAGUGUGGGAAGAGGUUCAGACAAAAAACAUAUCUGCAGAUCCACCAGAAAGUUCACAGUGGAGAAAAGCCAUUCUGCUGCUCUGAUUGUGGAAAGAAGUUUACAGAGGAAAUUAACCUUCGUUUGCACCAGAAAGUCCACUCGGGUCCCAUUCCGUAUCAUUGCGACACCUGCGGGAAGAGUUUCACACAGCACGGUAAAUACAGACGUCACCUUAAGACUCACAAUGGAGAGAAGCCCUAUUGCUGUACUGAAUGUGACAAGUCAUAUGCUGACAAAAAGUCUUUCAAACGACACCAGGAGACUCACAAUGGAGAGAAGUCCCAUGUGUGCACUGAAUGCGGGUCGAGUUUUACCCGAAAGUACCAUCUCGUUCUUCACAAGAGGAUUCACUUAGGAGAGGAGCCGUUCAGCUGUGCUGAAUGCGGAAAGAGAUUCUCGCAUAAAUAUAAGCUCACGAGCCAUCAGCACACUCACAACCGGGAAUAUUCAUGUGUGAAGUGUGGACUGCACUGCAAGGACAAAAUGAAUCUCCUUUUACACCAGAAGGUUCAUGCUGGAGAAAAGCCCUAUUCCUGCACGCUUUGUGGAAUGAGGUUUUCUCAGAAACACAAGCUCACACUGCACAUGCGGAUUCACACUGGAGAGAAGCCAUUUUCCUGUGGCGGAUGUGAAAUGAGGUUUACUUGCAAAAGGUACCUGAAGAUCCAUCAGGUUAUUCACACCGGAGAGAAACCUCACCGCUGUCCGCAAUGCGGGCGGGGUUUCUUUCAGAAGCAUAACCUUAAAUUACACGAGAGAAUCCACACUGGAGUGAAGCCGUACUGCUGCCGAGAGUGCGGAAAGUCCUUUUCACUUAAAAUCUCUCUUCAGCGCCACCAGAUGAUCCACAGCGGGGAGAAACCCUACUGGUGUAGUGAAUGUGGGAAACUCUUCAGACUGAUUGGGAAUUUGCGAGAGCAUCAGAGGGUCCACGCGCAGGGUGCGCCAUACUGCUGCAGCGAGUGUGGGAAGCCUUUUACAAACAAGAAAAAAUUUCAGAAACACCAGACCAUUCACAGAGGGGAAAAACCGUUUGGCUGCUCACAGUGUGGUAAGCGUUUCUCACACAAGCAAAAGCUUCAAUUGCAUGAGAAAAUUCACACGGGCGAGACGCCCUACCACUGCCAAUGGUGUGGGAAGGCCUUUGCAGAUAAAAAAUCCCUUCAGCGCCAUCAGAAAGUUCACGGCAAGGAGGUAUCCCAUUCCUGCGCAGAAUGUGGACAGCAGUUCAGGCGCAUUGGAAAGCUGCGCGAGCAUCAGAAGGAUCACCGAGGUGAAAUGGCCUACUCCUGUACUCACUGUGAAGAAACAUUCUCACACAAGCAUACGUUUCUCCUCCAUCGGAGAACUCACACUGGAGAGAAGUCCUACAGCUGCAGAGAAUGUGGGAAGAGUUACGCAUAUAAAAGUAGCCUUCAGCGCCAUCAGCUGGUGCAUGGCGAAGAGAAGCCUUAUCACUGUACUGAAUGUGGGAAGAGCUACACCCAGAAGUACAAUCUUCAGCUCCACCAGAGAACCCACAGUACACCUGUAACAAGCGUGGAUUCCAGUUUGACUUGAAAUGAGAACGGCCCUUUGACAAAUGGAAAGCCAAAAGGAAGGAAACACCAGGGAUGUUUGUUUGCCAUCACUCCUUCUUAAUAGGGUACCCAAAGUUAAUUACCUCCAUAGCUUCAAUACAAUAACAGCAAUCCUCUGGUUUGAUCGCAAUCUUUGACAUUGCUGUUGAGAAAUUUUCAACCACUCUUUUGUGAUGAACUGCUUUAACUCGGAUAGAUAGAUAGAUGCGAGAGGCACUAUAUAAUAGAGAGUGGUGAUAAUUUUUCCCCAAGGGGAAAAUAAUAGUGGAAGGUUUUUGACUUUGUGUAACUGUAUCUCUCCAAUAGACAGAGCUGUGCACUUGUAAUCUUGUGUUUUGUUUUGAUUGUACUAUCGAAUAAUCCAAUGAUGCCUCAACUUCAUGCCACACAGAUGAUUGGACCUUCUCCUUGAGAUUUUCUGGUUUUCUGGUGAAGUUUGCAAAUCACGGUCCCUUCUAUGAUGGCUAGUCUUCCAAAGCAUCUCCACCCUCUCACAAUGGCUCUUUUUACAGGAAUCCCAGUUUGAUUCGGUCUCACGCUGUCCUUCUGGAAUUCUAUGUGACUUGUUGAAUGACAUUACUGUAUCCUUGGGGUCAUUUUGGCUGGAUUGCUUUUCCAGGUAUCAUUCUCCAAUAUUCUAGAUGUUCUCCAUUUGAGAUAAUAGCUCUCAUUAUAGAGUCCCAGAGCCACAGCAAUAGCUUUGUAACCCUUUCCGAGUUGGGAAGUUGCAACAACAUUUCUUUCCUUUAUCUCUGCUGGAACGUUCUUUGAUUUAGGCCUAGUGUUCUUCUUGAAAG